Rubroshorea leprosula is the source of this 2372-nucleotide messenger RNA. The record is from the annotation of a GenBank genome assembly. NCBI's taxonomy places the organism in Eukaryota, Viridiplantae, Streptophyta, Magnoliopsida, Malvales, Dipterocarpaceae.
GAUACUCAUUACUAAAUUGUGUAUUAAUUAGACUUGUAUGCAUGGCACUUUUGACCACUUUGAGAAAAUCAUUCUUCCGCCAGCAAUGCUACAUCCUCUACCAUUGCAUUUUGUUGUUUGUUUAAUUUGGUUGAUGAUUUGUCUACUUUGGCAUCUUCCCUUUUAUGAUUUGAUUUUUGUGGAUCUACAAGAUAUAUAUUUCUAUGCAUACUGAUUAGUGUUGACAAAUCGUGCUGCUGGACGGUGGGCAAGUAUUCUUGAAUAGCCGCGACAAUUUUGGAAAAAAAAUAUUCACGUGUCGCAAAAAUUUCAUAUGGUGGGGCAGCAACACAGAAUAGGAGUAACAGGCAACCGCUCAGUCCACAUCUCAAAUCUUUCUUUCCUCCUUGAUCGCAUCGCACAUCAUUGACCAGUCCACUUGAUUAAAUAAACCAAGACGCAUCCAUAAAAUAUUUUAAUGGAGCUAUCGUAGAGGAUUUUUUACCAAACUCCGAUCAAUCAAUGUUGACUGUUGAAACAAUAAUGGACGCUUUAAGGUUUUAAUCUUGCUGUGAAAGAGAAAAGACAACUGUUGCGAGCGAAGCUUUCUGAGAUUCUUACAGAUCCCAAAUUUGUGGGGAUUAGAGAUUUAUACGGUUCUUUCGUUGCGGUUCAUCCUCAUCCUCAAUAUUUAAUCGGGAACAGAGAGUCGUGGUGGGGUACACUGGCUGUGUUUGAUAGUAUAUUAGAAGAAGUGGGAGAAGAAGAGGAGACGGAGUGGCUCUUGCGAGAGGAGGAAGACAACAGUGAGAUAACCAUGCAGGGAGUUGGCGACGUGGGUGGACGUCCCCGGAAGUUCCACGACGAGGAAAGGUUGGGCGAUGACGUUCCCGAAACUGCCCAUCAAAUUAGUACCGAUUCAUGGUUUCAGGCGGGGUUUGUGCUGACCACUGGAGUUAACAGUGUUUAUGUGUUGGGAUAUUCUGGGACCAUCAUGGUCCCUCUUGGUUGGAUUGGAGGUGUUGUUGGAUUAAUUUUAGCAACUGCAAUAUCAUUGUAUGCAAAUACUCUUGUUGCCAAGCUACAUGAAUUUGGGGGAAAGAGGCAUAUCAGGUACAGAGAUCUUGCAGGAUAUAUAUAUGGUAAGAAUGCUUAUAGAAUAACAUGGGCAUUGCAAUAUGUUAAUCUUUUCAUGAUUAACAUUGGAUACAUCAUUCUGGCUGGUUCUGCCUUAAAGGCUGUUUAUCACCUUUUCAGGGAUGACCAUGUCAUGAAGCUUCCAUAUUUUAUUGCUAUUGCUGGAGUUGUAUGCGCUUUGUUUGCCAUAGCAACACCUCAUUUGUCAGCUUUAAGGAUAUGGCUGGGAUUUUCAACAUUUUUGAGCCUGGUGUAUAUCAUUGUGGCAUGUGUGCUCUCAGCUAAGAAUGGAAUCGAUUCACCACCAAGAGAUUAUAGUAUAUCAGGGUCAACCUGGAGCAGAAUUUUUACGACUAUAGGAGCAGCUGCAAAUCUUGUCUUUGCAUUCAAUACAGGAAUGCUUCCAGAAAUACAGGCAACAGUGAGGAAGCCUGCAGUGAAAAACAUGCUAAAAGCUCUAUACUUCCAGUUCACCGUUGGUGUUUUGCCAAUGUAUGCUGUUACAUUCAUUGGAUACUGGGCUUAUGGAUCUUCAACAUCAACCUAUCUGCUCAAUAGCGUAAAAGGUCCAGUCUGGUUGAAAGCAUUUGCCAACAUUUCUGCCUUCCUGCAAUCAGUCAUUGCUUUACAUAUAUUUGCUAGUCCGACAUAUGAGUAUUUGGACACCAAGUUUGGAAUCACAGGAAGUCCAUUCGCAAUUAAAAACUUGUCAUUCAGACUAGCAGCAAGAGGUGGCUAUCUUGCAAUAAGCACACUAGUCGCUGCUCUUUUGCCGUUCCUCGGAGAUUUUGAGAGCCUAACAGGGGCUUUAAGCACAUUCCCUCUUACGUUUAUCCUUGCAAACCACAUGUACCUAGUAGCAAAUAAGAACAAACUGACCUCAUUGCAAAAGCUCUGGCAUUGGCUCAAUGUGUGUUUCUUUGGCCUCAUGUCUGUUGCAGCAGCAGUUUCAGCUUUAAGGCUCAUAGCUGUGGAUUCUAAAACGUAUAGUUUAUUUGCUGAUUUAUGAUGAGCUUCAUAGCUUAUUUGGUUUGAGAGAAGAGGAGCAGAGGAAAAAAUAUUAUAAUUAAUUAAAUUAUUUUGUUGAUCCAACAAUUUGAUUUAAUUUAUAGAAAUAAAGUUCCUUUCCUUCUCAUUCCCUCCUCUCCAUUUUUCUCAAACCAAACAAGUUAUCAAUAUCAUAUAUUUAUUUUAUGUACCUAAAGUCUAAACCACUCCGUGGGUUUUUUCAAACUUAAUAAUAUUUUGCCAAAGCA